AUUCAUCGCCGGCGGCGGAGAGGCACGGCCGGGCCCCGCCAUGCGCCGCGCCCCGCUGCUGCUCCUGGCGCUGCUGCUGGGCUCGGGCCUCGCCGACAGCCCGCGGGGCAAACAGCGAGCGGCGCGGCCGCGGGAGGUGCUGGAGGCGUACAACGGCGUCUGCCUGCAGGGCCCCAGCGGCGUCCCGGGACGGGACGGGAACCCUGGAACCAACGGGAUCCCGGGGACACCGGGGAUCCCGGGGCGGGACGGGCCCAAAGGGGAAAAGGGCGAGUGCUUGCGGGAGAGCAUUGAGGAGUCCUGGACGCCCAACUUCAAGCAGUGCUCGUGGAGCGCACUGAACUACGGCAUAGACCUGGGGAAAAUAGCGGAAUGUACGUUCACAAAGAUGCGCUCCAACAGUGCUCUCAGAGUCCUUUUCAGUGGAUCGCUCCGGCUGAAGUGCCGAAGCGCCUGCUGUCAGCGCUGGUACUUCACUUUCAAUGGAGCAGAAUGCGCCGGGCCACUUCCCAUCGAAGCCAUAAUAUAUUUAGAUCAAGGCAGUCCGGAACUGAACUCUACUAUCAACAUACACCGAACCUCCUCAGUGGAAGGUCUGUGUGAAGGGAUCAACGCUGGCUUGGUGGACAUCGCCAUCUGGGUCGGGACUUGCUCUGACUACCCCAGGGGAGAUGCUUCUACUGGAUGGAAUUCAGUCUCCCGUAUCAUCAUUGAAGAACUGCCAAAAUAAGUCUCCCUCCCUUUUUAUAAUCCCUAUUUUUAUUUUGUACAAUUUUCUACAAAAGUUAUUUAGAGUUGGAUGCAGGUUUUUGUCUAAAAGGCACCAAACUCUGCACCCGUAGUGUUUGUCUAACCUUUUUUUUGCACAUUGCAGAGGCUUUUUAUAAUAAUCAUUUUAGAAUAUAAAUAUAAAAAACAACUUCAUUAACUUUUCAUAUCCCUUUUUGAUAUAUGAAAACAUACCACCACCAUUUUUAAGAGUUAAGUGUAAUUUUUUGUAUCAAAUAAAGAAGACUUUUUCCAUAAAAAUAACGUCCAAGGUAUUUUAUUGGUCAGCAGACUUUAAAGUAUUUGACAUGGCACCACAGUACACACUUGUUUUAGAGGACUUCUGAGUUGUACCUAACUACAGAUCUUGGUGUUAGGUUUUGAAAUGUAUACCCGUAACAUCUGCUCCUGUGAAAGAAUGUGGAAUUGGACACUCUGCUGUUAAAGUCUUAUGUCUCCCAGCAACCUCUUGUGACUUAACUGGCACCUCGAUGAUGAUUGGUAAGUGUUAGAUAUGUUCUGAAUAACUAAGUAAAACCAGACUAUCCAAACUUUACUUCCCUCCUCCACUUGACAGACCACAUUUCAGUGCAAACAUCUAUUAAUCACCUAUGCAAAAAAUGAGUAUUUUCACAGUUCCAAAACUCAGGUUUCAUUUCUUCAACAAAUAGUUCUCUGAACUUUACCCUGUCAGAUACACACAAUCACUUUGGUGUUAAAGCCAGAUAUGUGAAGCGGUUUGGAAGAAGGCAGGCUGAAAUGCUUUGGCUUUCCUAAAGUGGACUGCUCGCAUGAAAGAAUGAUGUUGCAGAUAUUUGGCUGCAGCCUCCAGAGUGGAGAAGAAGUAACGAGGAGUGGCAGCACUGACCAUGGUGUGUUUUGGAGUUAGUGCAGCACUAGCAGCAGUGCUUUAAGGAUUCUCUUCCCAACACAAUAAGUGAUGUACUCAAAUAAUAAAAAAGUGCAGGUUGUAAAGGGAAAAUAUAAUCAUGUUUACAUUACAAAAUCAGUUUUACAUAAAUGCAAUAAUAAAAACAAAAAGCAUGUAUAACAUGCAGAAAUACACCUUGUCCAGAAACUCAACGGAAAAGCAUUAAAUCUGAGAGAUGAAUUUAUUUUAGCUAUCUGACACUAAAUUCUAGCUUUUCUUCUGAACAGGUUCUAAAACUUUCCCUAGGCAUCUCUUAAAUUGCUAGCUCAUCUGCACCUUUAAAUGCUAGAGGAAUGCAUCUGCAGGUAAGAGAGCAGUCAGGUUUUCCUCACUGCAAGCUUCGUCUCUGGAGAACUGUCACUGUUUCAUUGGUUAGGAAGAUAGUUUUCAAGGCAUCUGAACACUACGAGUUGAGCCAUGGUGUGAAUUUACUGCAUGUUAGUCAGCAGACAGUAGCCUAUUGUGUAUGUGCUAGUGGCCUGUCUUUACAUUUAUCCUGGAUCUCAAGUCCUGUUUAGGUCUGGAACACACUAAUCCAGGGAAGUAAGUGCAUGACUUUUAUUACUUUUCUACUUUUUUUUUCUUUUCGUAUCUUCACUAUAUAUUUUGGACCCUGCAUGCUAGAAAAGAGAGAAAUGCAGGUAAAAACCUCACCCAGGCAAAGGAAAGUAGUAGCGACUAAGACUCUCUAUGUUAAUUUGCACAGUAAAUUUCUGGUAAAUUUUGAUUGUCAUCUAAAUGUCAAUGGACUCUUUUAUAAUAAUAAU
Gallus gallus (chicken) is the source of this 2466-nucleotide messenger RNA. RefSeq names its product collagen triple helix repeat containing 1 (gene CTHRC1). Lineage: Eukaryota; Metazoa; Chordata; Aves; Galliformes; Phasianidae. The coding region runs from base 41 to 730 and encodes 229 amino acids. The record is from RefSeq and is a predicted model, not a curated record. The transcript has 4 exons.